This is a messenger RNA of Branchiostoma belcheri (Belcher's lancelet), 1206 nucleotides long. RefSeq names its product gamma-butyrobetaine dioxygenase-like. The record is from RefSeq and is a predicted model, not a curated record. Gene Ontology annotation, cellular component: mitochondrion. The coding region runs from base 1 to 1170 and encodes 389 amino acids. Lineage: Eukaryota; Metazoa; Chordata; Leptocardii; Amphioxiformes; Branchiostomatidae. The transcript has 9 exons. Gene Ontology annotation, molecular function: gamma-butyrobetaine dioxygenase activity. Gene Ontology annotation, biological process: carnitine biosynthetic process.
AUGGGGAAGGCGGCUUUAAACGAAGCUGCUAGGAUGGUGGAAGUGGAAUGGUCUGACGGGGGUGUCAGCCGGUUUCCGUACGUCUGGCUGAGGGACAAUUGUCAGUGUCCACAGUGUUUUAACCCUGAUUCCCUCUCACGGCGUGUUCUGAUGAACGAUCUGGAUGUGAACGUUUCCCCAGUCAGGGUAGAAUUACAAGCGAAGGGGAGUUUGCUGUCAGUAGAAUGGCCGCAGGGACACGAGAGUCAGUACGACUGUCAUUGGCUGAGAGAACGCUGUUUCUCACCACAGGCUCUGUCAGAGAGGGAAAGAGACUGGCAGAAAAGGACACAGUUAUGGGGGGCAGAACUAGCACACAACCUGCCCAAAGCUGAUUUUCCCGCCAUACUGACAGACGACCGCGCAUUGCACGACUUUUUGGUCGUCCUGGAUUCUGUCGGCCUCGUUCUUGUGCAAAACGUCCCCUGUGACGUAGGGCAGGUGGAACGACUGGCCAAUCGGGUGGCGUUUCUCAAACCCACGUCCUACGGGUUGGAAUUCGAGGUGGUAAAGAAACCAAAACCUAAUGACUUGGCGUACACCACCGUUAAAAUUGGACUACAUACGGACCUAAACUACUACAGCUAUAGACCAGGGGUCCAAAUGCUCCAUUGUAUCGAGCAAACCAGGGGGGAGGGGGGCGACAACAGCCUGACUGACGGUAUCAACGCCGCUUAUCAACUUAAGAAGGAGAACCCGGACGCCUUCCGACUUCUCACCACGCUCAAGGUCAACUUUUAUUGCACAGGAGUGGACCUCUACAAGUUCUUUUUCAGGCAACGACGAAACGUGAUCAGCCUAAAUGACCAAGGCGAGGUCCAGUCCGUCAGCUUCAGUGACCAGGCCCGGGACUCCAUCUUGGAUCUGCCUGCCGACCAAGUCCAGCCUUUCUAUGACGCCCUGAAGGCCUUUGACACCAUCAUGUACCUACCUAGGAACUGCCUACGUUUCAAAAUGGCGGCAGGUGAAAUGAUUGCUUUCGACAACACCCGGAGCCUACACGGCCGUUCUGCCUACAGUCUGGUGGACAGCACACGUCAUCUACAGGGCGGCUACUUUGACUGGGACGAGAUCUACUCGCGCAUGCGCGUUCUCAAGGUCGACCUUGGGAUCAAAGACAAGGUCACCUGAAAAAUAUCCUGAAUUUUCUAAGUGUCAUUAUGUAUA